Molecule: messenger RNA, 964 nt
Organism: Triticum aestivum (bread wheat)
Lineage: Eukaryota; Viridiplantae; Streptophyta; Magnoliopsida; Poales; Poaceae
Product: skin secretory protein xP2
Exons: 2
Coding region: 70-831 (253 amino acids)
Molecular function (GO): metal ion binding
Source: RefSeq, a predicted model, not a curated record
UGCCUUAUAAUGUCUUGAGAGCUCUCCACAAGAACUUCCAGCUCCAAGCUCCAACCGGAGGCUUCAAAAAUGACUUCAGAACCAGAGACACCGCGAAUAACCGAGCUCCAUGUAAGGAUGGACUGCAACGGGUGCGUGCACAAGAUCAGGAAGACCCUGAGCGGCAUUGACGGUGUAGGUGAGGUACAUGUUGAUCAACCUAACCACAAGAUCACGGUGGUGGGGAUCGCUGAUCCUGCGAAGAUCGUCAAGGCCAUCAGGAAGACCAAUAGGGUUCCCACCAUCUGCUCACACACCGACCCUGCAGCUCCGGCGCCACCCGCGGAAGGGGGAGAAGCCCCGGCUGCAGCUCCGGCGCCAUCCGCGGGAGGGGGAGAAGCCCCGCCUGCAGCUCCGGCGCCACCCGCGGAAGGGGAAGCCCCGGCUGCUGAUGCGCCUCCGCCUCCGCCUCCGCCUCCGCCUGCAGAAGAGGCACCAGCAGAACCCACCGCGGCAGAGAACAAAGAGGCGCCGCCGGCUGAAACGCCAGCCACCGCCAUGAUAUACAUGGUGCAUGACUGCCCAUACAGCCACCAUGCGUACAAAGGUCACUGGGCAGUCCAUCCGAGCAACAUCCAUGGCGUCAGAUAUGAAUAUGAUGCUGCCGCACCAUAUUACGCAGCACAUAGUCGUAGCUAUAGUCCUUGCACAUCAGAGUACGGACAUGGGGGCUCUUCUGCCCAAGAAGGAAGAUGCUACUACCAUCCAGCGGCUGCUAGGGGAAGAGGAGAUGGGAGCCAGAUCACUUCGAUGUUCAGCGAGGAGAAUCCCAACGCAUGCAGCAUAGCAUAAUUAAAAAAGAGGCCGUUUGCGUAAGGAAUCUGUUUCUGUAAACUCUUUCGGCCAGAAAGGGCAAGAGAGACAGAUUUUGCUUUUUGCCUACAUAUGAAGGUGUAAAAUGGAUAUAGGGUUUAGUUUUUUAUAA